AUGGUACUUGACAAAUCAUAUCGAUUGAGCGUACUGUUUUCAGGAGCUUAUUCCUCUAUGAAUCUCCCACACGACUUGAUCGAAGAGGAUGAAAAUCUAAUUAUCGGUUUUAGUGGCGAAGUUACAAAGGCAAUUGGAAAAGUGAAGAUACAUAUAACUGUGGCUGACAAAUCUGUUCUAGGCAAUUUCUUGCAGCUUGACUAUAGAGCUCCCUACAAUGCGAUCGUAGGACGAGACUGGCUGCAUGAGAUCGGUGCAGUCACAUCCUCAUACCAUCAGUGUCUGAAGUUUAUUACCCCUGAAGGAUUCAUGAAAGUUAGGAGUGACCAGAUGGCCGCCCAUAAGUGUCACAAGAAAUCAUAUAAGGGAGAGGACGUAGCUGAACCCCCAACAGUCGAGAAAUUGAUCGAGGUCCAGAUUGGAGAUGAGAAGUACAAAAAAACGUUUGUAGGGGCAGAUCUGCCUGCACACGAACGUGAUGCUUUGAUUACAUUACUAAGAGCAAACGCCGACGUUUUCGCAUGGAGUUUUGCUGAGAUGCCUGGGAUAGAUCCGAAUGUAGCCUGCCACAUGCUAAAUAUCGAUGAGAAGUUACAUCCAGUUCGUCAGAAAAUCAGGAAUAUGGUGCAAAGAAAGAAAGAUGGAGUUACUGCAGAAGUCGAAAAGCUGUUGGAAGCAGGCUUUAUUCGAACAGUGCAGUACCCUCGCUGGCUAUCUAAUGUCGUACCCGUUCCAAAGAAGAAUGGUAAAAUUCGUGUCUGUAUCGGUUUUACUGAUUUGAAUGAAGCAUGUCCGAGUGAUCCGUACCCGCUGCCACGGAUAAGAGAUUUGGAGGAUGCAACCUCAGGGUAUGGGAGACCGUCAUUCAUGGACGGUUUUUUGGGGUAUAACCAAAUACCUUUGUUCGAGGAAGAUCAAGAGAAUAUUGCGUUCAUGACUGAAAUAGGAGUUUACUGUUAUACUGUAAUGUCGUUCGGGCUAAAAAAUGCAUGGGCGACCUACCAGCAUUUGGUAUAA
Messenger RNA from Papaver somniferum (opium poppy), 1017 nucleotides. RefSeq lists its product as uncharacterized. The transcript has 2 exons. The coding region runs from base 1 to 1017 and encodes 338 amino acids. NCBI's taxonomy places the organism in Eukaryota, Viridiplantae, Streptophyta, Magnoliopsida, Ranunculales, Papaveraceae. The record is from RefSeq and is a predicted model, not a curated record.